AAAGAGUAAAGAAGAUCAUGAAGAGAACAAGAGACCUUUAUGAGGAUGAUGAUUCUUCUUCUUCAUCGGAAUCUGAAGAGUUUCACCGGACGAAACUCCCGGUGAAGGUGAAGUUACCGGAAGAAAGAAGUGAAGAUGAAGAUGAGUCUCCUCAGCCGCUGAGGAAGCACUUUUGUGUGAUUUGUGAGAAGCAGUUUAGCUCUGGUAAGGCUUAUGGUGGUCACGUGAGGAUCCACUCCACUGAGUACAACAUCAAAGGAAAGAUGAAGAAGACGAGGAUGAGGAUCAAGAAGAAGAAGAGAAAGAUUGGUUUGUUGAAGAAAGAGAAGGAGAAAGAGAUAGAUCUGAUUAGGGCUGACGUGGAAGGUAAGAUUAGGUGUUGUCUUUGUGGAAAAGAGUUUCAAACAAUGCACUCUUUGUUUGGACAUAUGAGGAGACAUCCUGACCGGAGUUGGAAAGGGAUACGACCUCCUCCUCCACCGGAGAAGUUCAAUCUAAGCUACUUGGGUGAUGAUGAUGAUGUUGAUGAUGAUGAUGAGGAUGAGGAUGUGAUGAGUAGAUCCAUGAUGAUGAGUGAUGAUGUACCCGAGGAUGUUCAAGAAGCUGCUUGCAUUCUAAUGAUGCUCUCUUACGCUUCAAGCGAUUAUUGGGCUGGGAUAAAGAAAGCUACGGAAUCACCCAAAUCCGAGGUAAGAAGUCCGAGUUGCUACAAAGAUGAUAAAGAAAAAGAUGAAGUUUUAGGUGAUGGUGGAAUGGAUGAUAAGAAGAGUUUAAUUGUAGAUAUGAAUAUAAAGAUGGAGGUGAAUAGUCCUCGAGAUGAAGCUAAGAGGUCAUUAGGGUUUGAUCUCAAUCAGCCUCCUUACCAUGAAGAUCAUCCUGAUGAUUCCUGUUGGAACUAGUUUGGUUUCGCAGUUCGGUUUGGAUGGAAUGGAGUAGAUUAAGUAAGAUUCAAGUUUUAACUUGUUGCUCAAUGAAUUACAUCUAUAUAUGCAUGCCUUAUCAUCUCCUACAUAUGCUUUUGUACAUAAUGAAAUCCUUGUUUGGUUCUAGUUAUAUUUCAUUGGUCUUUUUCUUCUAGCUAGUCCUUUUCUGGUCUAUUUCUCUUUAAUGUUUUGUGACUUUUGUGUGGCUAGAAUCAAGUUGUUACUUUUAU
Arabidopsis arenosa is the source of this 1153-nucleotide messenger RNA. NCBI's taxonomy places the organism in Eukaryota, Viridiplantae, Streptophyta, Magnoliopsida, Brassicales, Brassicaceae. The record is from the annotation of a GenBank genome assembly.